CGGAGAACCCGCGGGAAAGGCCGCGCGCCAGGCAGAUGGAGGGGUGUCUCCCAAACCGAUCUGUCGACGCCUGAAGGGGCCUGAGGAGAUUGCUAGGCUUCUCAGCUGGGGCUUCUUCACCCUCAUUUUUGUCCGACUGGCUGGACUGAAGAACCUGGCAGAAGCCUUGGGGCUAGGCACACUCCUUGCCUGUUCUCUUGUAUUUGAAGAGCCAACAGAAGUUCAGAGUGGCGGGAACUUGGAGACUAAGGAGGAGAAUAGCCCUAGAUGCGAGAUUUUGGUGUCCUUCAGGUCUCCUCAGGAAGAUGAACCCUCCCUUGCAGAAGCUGGAGCUGCCCCAGAGAGCCUGUCUGGGAUGAAGACAGAGACCCAGCCUUCGACAUCCUCGCUGGCAGACACCUCAUGGUCUGGCACGGUGAUUUUUGACAGUGUCCCAGGAAGUCAAACGUUGGAAGACAAGGGUCCAUUGACCUGGUCUGCAACAUCUUGGACCUCGGAGGCCCAAGUUUCAGCAGCCCGGGUUGCAGAGGCUCAGGCCCGGGAGGCCCAUGCUUUCGAGGCUCAGGCCAGGACCAGUCAGCCCAAGCAAAUUUCUGUAUUGGAGGCGUCAGCUGCCUCAGCCCUGAACCAGAAACCCACGUAUGAGAAGGUGCAGAUGACAGAGAAGAAAGAGAGUGAGGCCCUCCUCGCCCGUCCGUUCUGGUCCAGCAAAACUGAGUACAUUCUGGCUCAGGUGGGCUUCUCUAUGAAGCCAUCUUGUCUCUGGCGCUUUGCCUACCUGUGGCUUAACAGUGGAGGCUGCAGUUUCGCCGCCAUCUACAUCUUCAUGCUGUUCCUGGUUGGGGUUCCUCUUCUCUUCCUGGAGAUGGCAGCCGGUCAGAGCAUGCGUCAGGGCGGCAUGGGUGUAUGGAAGAUCAUUGCCCCCUGGAUUGGUGGUGUGGGGUAUUCUAGCUUCAUGGUGUGCUUCAUCCUCGGCCUGUACUUCAAUGUGGUCAAUUCCUGGAUCAUCUUCUACAUGAGCCAGUCCUUCCAGUUUCCCGUUCCAUGGGAGAAAUGUCCCUUAACGAUGAACUCUAGUGGCUUUGAUCCUGAAUGUGAACGGACAACACCCUCCAUAUACUUCUGGUACCGGCAGGCCUUGAAGGCCUCAGACAGAAUCGAGGAUGGUGGGUCACCCGUCUACAGUCUGGUCCUGCCCUUCUUUCUUUGCUGGUGUCUUGUUGGUGCUUUCAUGAUCAAUGGGCUUAAGUCCACCGGGAAGGUAAUCUAUGUCUUGGUACUGCUCCCCUGUUUCAUCAUCGUCGGUUUCUUCGUCCGGACUCUACUCCUGGAAGGGGCAAAAUUUGGCCUUCAACAGUUGGUGGUUGCCAAGAUAUCGGAUGUGUACAAUAUGAGUGUGUGGUCUCUAGCAGGGGGUCAAGUUUUGUCUAACACAGGCAUAGGCCUCGGCUCCGUUGCCUCCUUAGCCUCCUACAUGCCCCAGUCCAACAACUGUCUCAGUGAUGCCGUUCUCGUGUCUGUGAUAAACCUGCUCACUUUGUUGAUUUUCACAUCUUUCAACUUCUCUGUCCUGGGCUUCUGGGCAACAGUCAUCACACAUCGCUGCUGUGAGAGGAAUGCUGAAAUACUUUCAAAGCUGAUAAACCUAGGGAAACUGCCUCCUGACACCAAGCCCCCUGUCAACCUGCUUGACAACCCAACCUCCAUCUACAACGCCUGGUUCAAUGGCCUUCCCCAGCACAUCAAAAGCAUGGUUCUCCGCGAGGUGACUGAGUGCAACAUAGAGACUCAGUUUCUUAAGGCUAGCGAGGGCCCAAAGUUUGCAUUUCUGUCCUUUGUUGAAGCCAUGUCGUUCCUUCCUCUGUCUGUCUUCUGGUCUUUUAUCUUCUUCCUGAUGUUGCUGGCCAUGGGGCUGAGCAGCGCAAUAGGGAUUGUGCAGGGCAUCAUUACUCCACUCCAGGACACCUUCUCUUUCUUCAGGAAACAUACAAAGUUGCUCAUAGUGGAAGUCUUUCUGCUCAUGUUCGUGUGCGGCCUCUUCUUCACUCGACCUUCGGGCAGCCACUUCAUCAGACUGCUGAGUGACUACUGGAUAGUCUUCCCCAUCAUCGUCAUUGUCGUGUUUGAAACCAUGGCUGUAUCCUGGGCCUAUGGGGCCAGGAGGUUCCUUGCAGACCUGACAAUCCUGUUGGGCCACCCCAUCUCUCCCAUCUGUGGUUGGCUGUGGCCCCGUCUGUGUCCAGUUGUGCUGCUAAUCCUGUUUGUGACCAUGAUGGUUCAUCUUUGUAUGAAGCCGAUCGCCUACAUGUCCUGGGACUCAAGCACUUCAAAAGAGGUGCUUCGACCAUACCCACCAUGGGCACUGCUCUUGAUGAUCACCCUUUUUGCCAUUGUCAUCCUCCCCAUCCCUGCAUACUUUGUAUACUGCUGCAUACAUAGGAUUCCCUUCAGGCCCAAGAGCGGAGACGGGCCUAUGACAGCCUCCACAUCCCUACCCCUAAGUCACCAGCUAACACCCAGUAAAGAGGUUCAAAAGGAAGAAAUUCUACAAGGUGAUGAAACAAAGUAACCAUCAACUUGUCAUGUGACUUCCUAACUUCAUUAAUUUGGCUUCACAUAACAUAUCCCUUAGAACAGAUCCAAUAGGCAACUCUUAAUAUCAGUUUGCAACUGUUGAUGUCCCUGGAUCCAGAACCACUUUUAUUUCCAAGAGGAGGGGCGUUCUUUGGGGGGGUUCAUGGGGCCUGGCCUUGCAAUCCCUUCCUGGGUCCCAUCUUACCUGGUGACCACCAUGAUUGUUUUCCCCAUCCUCUUCCUCAACACACAUACAUGCACAAGUCAUAUACAAUACUAGUGAUGUCUACCAGUCCUGCUACUUCUGGGGUGCCUGUCUCCUGGAAUGGAGCUGGAGGAGCAAUGCUGUUGGUCAAUAAAUCAGUCUACUGGAACUCCAAGGACUGGAUGUAAGCAGAUCUUUUUUCUAUAGAUGUCUCAGAUGUUCAGUUUUCCUGUCACAAGGCUUCUAGUCUGUAUUAGUUCGUUUUCACACUGCUAAUAAAGACAUACCUGAAACU
Molecule: messenger RNA, 3074 nt
Organism: Symphalangus syndactylus (siamang)
Lineage: Eukaryota; Metazoa; Chordata; Mammalia; Primates; Hylobatidae
Gene: SLC6A16
Product: solute carrier family 6 member 16
Biological process (GO): amino acid transport; nitrogen compound transport; sodium ion transmembrane transport
Cellular component (GO): plasma membrane
Source: RefSeq, a predicted model, not a curated record